UUUGCCCGCACAAUCCAAUCCACCACCUUGUGAGAAGGAAGUGUGUUCCUCAGGCAUUUGCCGACCCGUGUAGCUUUGCGACCUCCGCUUCGCUUUCGCAAGUCAAGAUGAAUGUUCGCGUGUGGCAAGUGACCUUGUCAGUGGUCUUGGCCGGCAUCCUGGUCGCCACAGCCGUCAGAGCCAGCAGUGGCAAUGAUUGCUGCACUGCCAUCGUCAGGGGUCUUCAUGGCUUCGUCUGCGCUCUGUGGUUCGGAACGGCUGCCUGGGGAGCCAUCUUCCAAGGUGUACUGAUGCUGGAGAUUCUUCCCCGUCACCACUUUGGCAACCUGCAGUCUCAGGUCAUCCCGAUCAUGUUCCAGUUUGGCAACAUCUGCAUGGGAUUGGCCAUCGCCACUUUCCUCCACCAACACCCAGUGGCCACUUUGAACGGAGAGGAAAUGUGCCAGUUGGCCGUUCUGGCUGUCAGUCUGGUCACCUCCAUGCUCAACAACGUCUGGUUCCUGCCCAACGGUACACGCAUCAUGCGCGUAUGCCACAAGAUGGAGAAGGAGGUCGGUGAGGGCCAUGCCGUCCGCUUCUUGGACAUGAAGAAAUUCGAGGGCAAUGCCAAGUACACUGCCCUGCGCAAGGAGUUUGACUUCUACCACGUCGGCACCCAGCUGACUGGCGUCAUCUCCUGUGCUUGCGUCGCCUAUCGCAUGGCCUACAUCUGCAGCCGCUAUGCUAUUUAAACUGAUAGCCUUUUGGGCGACGUGUCUUUUAUAUUUUCUUUGAGAAUUAGAGAGAUGCUCAGAAAUAGAAUUCCAAUUUUGUUUUCGUUAUUCUCUUAGAUACAGUGUACCUUGUUUCGCUCCUGUCUAUAUACGAUAGCUGUGUAAGACGGACAAGAGAUUUGUUUUAUCGUUUGUUGUGAAACCUUGGUGACAGGCGUGUAAAUAUUUUCGUAACCCUUGGCUCGUGUGCAACUAACUGCAAGUUUGUCCAGUG
Messenger RNA from Sycon ciliatum, 987 nucleotides. RefSeq lists its product as uncharacterized. Lineage: Eukaryota; Metazoa; Porifera; Calcarea; Leucosolenida; Sycettidae. The transcript has 4 exons. The record is from RefSeq and is a predicted model, not a curated record. The coding region runs from base 108 to 731 and encodes 207 amino acids.